AUGAACAUGGAGCAACAAGUUAGCGAUAAGAAAACAACAAAAACAUUGCUCGAAGAGGAUUAUGACACCGGUCAGCUCAACGCUGUGGCCUCGAAGUGGAUUCGAGACUUCCUUUUUAUCGGCGUUUGUCGUCGCUUUAGAGAGCAAAAUCAAGAUGCGUUCAAGGACGCCAUCUCAACUUACAAAUCCGUUUCUCAAACGCCCUUACUUGAGGCAGGAAGCUCAGAUAGGAAAGGACAAAUCUGUGACUUCCUUGCCAGGGUCAUACAAGGAAAGCAGUUGGGCACCCGUUUUGAGGAGGACGACGACGAAAGUGUGAUGCCUCUAAUGUCCGCAGCCAAAGUUUGGUUUUACCUCAAAGAUGUCGUGGAGGAUGAAGGCUUGUUUGAUAACGUCACACUUCUACUGAUUAUACAGUCUGUAGCCGUAUGCUUGGAGAAAGGUCAAAAAAAGCAAGCCACCGGCGCUCUUAAGUGGUUCGAGGAGCACGUGGAAUACCCGCGCAAAGUGGGAGCCAAGCUCGCCACAAUCGUGGCACAGAUGGACACCUACCACCAGUUUCUCACAGUGUUCAGUUUCGCGCGACUGCUGGAGUCGGUGCAGACCUUCUUGCACGCCUACCUAGCCAAGCAUCCGUCCGACUUCCUUCUCAAGGAAGCCAUCACAGCGGUCCAGUCGGCCCAAAAUACAGACGCUACAGACGGUGUGGCCAAAGAGGACAAGUCAUUCCUGGAGGCGAUCAACCGCUCAAAAUUAAAGACAAAAGCGGAAGAGAACAUUGAAGUCGUCUCAAACAAGAAAUCACGCUUGUCAAUCAAAUUACAAUCAGUAAACGAGUUUCUAACGUCGGAUGUGUCGAGCGAUGGUGGACACGAGCAAAGCGUGGACUCUUUGGGAGAUACCAUUCUCUCCACCGGGGCUGACCAGUCGCAAAAUGACGACGACCGACUUGAACAUAAUCGCCUCUCAAGAAAAAAGUCCCGUGGCCGAAGACUGUACUCUAGUAACUCGUCACAGCUGGACGCAUCACCAGACCAAUCCAGCAUCCGGAAAGAGAACGCCCGCUUUUCCAGUGACGACAAGGCCAACCAAUCAGGGGUGACCACUACAAAGAACAAACGCAAACUUUUUUCCGCUCGGAACAAAAUGUGGGAGCCAGACGCUCAGGUGAAGGCACAGGUUUUCGUCAGACCACUGACAAAAAGAGAUCUAAACAAUUCCUCUGUCAGUCAAGGGAGGCGUCAGCGGACGAAAUGGACAUCCGCGCUAGACGAAAAACUGGUGAGAGGGGUCAAGCGUCAUGGUAAAGGCAAGUGGUUACAAAUUCUGCAGGAUGAUGACUUUGAGGGCCGCACUGGCGUCAUGCUCAAGGACCGCUGGAGGGUUCUGGAGAAAGCUGACAAAGUGGACUAA
Molecule: messenger RNA, 1413 nt
Organism: Nerophis lumbriciformis (worm pipefish)
Lineage: Eukaryota; Metazoa; Chordata; Actinopteri; Syngnathiformes; Syngnathidae
Source: RefSeq, a predicted model, not a curated record